Molecule: messenger RNA, 1902 nt
Organism: Lodderomyces pseudojiufengensis
Lineage: Eukaryota; Fungi; Ascomycota; Pichiomycetes; Serinales; Debaryomycetaceae
Exons: 1
Coding region: 1-1902 (633 amino acids)
Molecular function (GO): protein binding
Source: RefSeq, a predicted model, not a curated record
AUGACACAGAACCUAACAUCCAUUGCUGAUGAAUAUAAUAUCAACCUAUCUAUUGAAAAUGGGAAAUCACAUUUGAGUCAGAAUCAUGGAAAACCAGCAAUUACGGUAGAUUCAAGUACCAAAAUUGGGCCAUCAGUUGAAAGAUUGACUAUUACAAAAAAUGAUACAGAAAAAGGAUCUUUUAAAUUAACUGGAUUACCUUCUGAGAUCAUAUUAAGUAUAACAAACAAUUUAUCACAAUUUGAUGCAGCAAUUACGGUAGAUUUAAGUACCAAAAUUGGGCCAUCAGUUGAAAGAUUGACUAUUACAAAAAAUGAUACAGAAAAAGGAUCUUUUAAAUUACCUGAAUUACCUUCUGAGAUCAUAUUAAGUAUAACAAACAAUUUAUCACAAUUUGAUGUAUUAAAUCUAAUAAAAACAUGCUCAAAAUUAUACGGUCAAGUACUACCGCAAUUGUAUAAACAUGUUAUAAUUGAUGUGAAUUUUGAAACUUCUAACAAUCAAGAAUAUAAAACUAUUGGAAGAACAUAUAUAAAUAAUUAUUAUAAGUUAAAGAGAUUCGUAAAAACAUAUGAUGACAAAAGUGAUAGUGGUUCAGGUAAGAUCAAGAUAUAUAAGUUUGAAUGUUUAAAAUUACCGGAGCCAAUGUUGAAUUCUGAUGAUCAUCUUAUGAUGGAAAUGAUUCUUCUAUUUCAAAAAUUUUACAAUUUGACUUCAUUAAUUUGGUUAGACAAAAAAUUUCGAGUGGAAUACUUAUAUUCUUUAAAAAACAAGGAAUUGAUUAACACAUUGAUUUUAAACAUUACAUCUGAUGCAAUUAAGAAAAAUAAAUGUUCAUUGUAUGAAAAUUAUGGUAAAGAUGAUACUAUUCACCAAAUUUCUAAUUUAAAUUUUCCUAAUCUUAUUGAUUUUCAAAUUAAACCUUUUCAAAAUUCAAAAAUAUUACUUAAUAUAAUCAAUAAUAUAUUAAUUAAUCAAAAUAAUCCUAUUGAAGUUUGUAAUAGACUAAAAACUUUAAGCUUUUUUGGUGGGGAUGUGGCAUCUGUAAUGAUUCCAAAUAAAGAUAUUAUGGAAUGUAUCUUUGAAAAAAGUAAAAUUCAAUAUUUGAACAGCUUAACUUCACUUUCUAUGGGUAAUAUGAGGAUUCAUAGAGAUGAUGCAAAAUAUUUAAAGAAUUCAAUCAAUUUAAAAAAUUUAAAAUUUUUACAAUUAAGUGGAAUAGAACAACUUACUUUUAAUGAAAAUGAUGCUAAUACUAUUAAUACUUUUAGAUCAAAGUUUUUAACGGAUAUAGCUCCGCUUUUGAAUAACCUAACUCAUUUGUCAAUAAAUAUUGAUCAAGUGAUUAAUACAAUACCACUAUUUUUAGAAGAUUUUGCUCAAAAUAAUACUACGCUAAAAGUCCUAGAUUUAUCAACUUUAUCUCAUCCUGAUUUAUUUUCUUCAAUAAGUAAAUUUAAAAAUUUGAAAAAAUUAUCAUUAGAAGCUCUGGAUUCAGUGAAUUCCCCCAUGUGUCUGUAUUUAAACAAUGAAUAUUUUGAAAAUUUUGAAUCAUUAAAUUUAAAAUCGUUAAGAAUACAUAGUAAUGGAUUUGAUUUAAAAGGUUUCAAAAAAUUUAUAUCUUCUCAGAAAAAUUUGAAAUAUUUAGAUAUUAUGGGUGCAAAAUAUGGUGAUGCUCCAACAUUAGGUUUAGAUGUGACUCAUCCAACUAUGUAUGGUAAUCAUUUUAAGGUUCAACAAAUUGCAUUAUCGAAUUUGAAAUUGAAUUUAAAUUUGAAAUAUAUUAGAAUUAAUGGUAGUUUAUUUCAUUGUGAAUCAAAUUUAACUCUAAAUUCAAUUGAUGGUUUAAAUUUUUGGUUUAAAUCUAAAGUUAGAUGCUUAAGUUUAUUGGAUAAUGGAUGA